Molecule: messenger RNA, 3015 nt
Organism: Actinia tenebrosa (Australian red waratah sea anemone)
Lineage: Eukaryota; Metazoa; Cnidaria; Anthozoa; Actiniaria; Actiniidae
Biological process (GO): SCF-dependent proteasomal ubiquitin-dependent protein catabolic process
Cellular component (GO): SCF ubiquitin ligase complex
Molecular function (GO): protein binding
Source: RefSeq, a predicted model, not a curated record
UGUACUGGGAACCCUGUGGAAAGGAAAUUCGAUCCAGUCUCUUAUCAAACAAAUAGAAAGAGGAGGAGUGAGUAUCAUUUCGAACGGGGUUGGUUUUCCCGCGUACAUCGAUCGAUCGAUCGAUCAUCAAGAAGGAUUGAGUUUAUUAAAUAGUCAUAUGAAUCGGGUGCAGGUAUGGACGAUAACAUGUGUUUCCAACAAGGCCCUCUUAUCGCUGAUAUCGCAGUUCAUGUAUUUUCUUUUUUAUCCUUGACGGAUCGUCAAAAUGUAGCCAAGGUUUGUCGAUACUGGCGAAGUACUGUGUAUCAGCCUCGUCUUUGGAAGGAAGUCACUGUUGUUUUACCUUUAAAUUCAUCAGAUACCUUGAUACGCAGUCUAAAUACGCGUAAAAUAACCAGAUAUACAUGUCUACGCUCAACAGAAGAGGAUUUUUCUUGCUUGUUGACCAAUAUCACGAAUUUGACUCAUUUGAACAUCAAAGGCUGUCCACAAUUAUCCGCAGAGUGCCUGAAGAGAACAUUAAAGUCAUUAACAAAUUUGGAACAUUUAUCGUUUAGUAGAUGUCGCCAAUUGACAAAUAAUCUACUCAGCUAUUAUGCUUUGGUUGGCUCGUUUGACAAACUGAAAAGUCUUGCUUUGGAAGAUUGUAUAAAUGUCACCCAUGUUGGAUUUAAAGCCCUGAUCAAGCAAUUAAAAUACUUAGAGACACUUCACUUAACAUGGUGUGAGAGACUUACCGAUGGUUGUUUAAAGACCCUGUCUGAUUCUUGUCCUAAACUAUCUUGUCUAAAACUAGCAAGCUGUGACUGGGUUACGUUCAGUGGAAUACAGUAUAUAACACAAAAGCUCAAACACAUCAAGACACUUGAUCUCAACAACAGCCAUAAAAUUGAUGAUGAUUGUAUCAGACACGUAGCUGAGCAACUAGAUCUGCAGACCUUAGACAUUACUGGUAUCCCAUCUUUAACGAGAGAAACAAUUGCGUUUUCUGCUAGAAAACUGAACGGACUGAAAAGGCUGUCAUUUGGAGGAGGAGAAUUUUAUUUUGUCUCUGAAUGUGAACAACUUGAAGAGAUGUUUGAUGAAAUUUCAAAGUUAACCCAAUUAGAAUACUUCACUUUUGAUGUCUUUGAUGAAAAGUAUGAUAAAGAUAUUGAGUUAUGUAUUAUUUCUCUACUGAAGAAAUUGCCCAAUUUGAAGCUUCUUGACUUGGGAUCAAUUAAGAGUAUUGGAAAGGAGACAGGAAAUACCAUUGCAGAUUGUAUGCCAGAACUCACGUCAUUGACACUCAGUAGUCACAUGAUAAGCGAUAACAGUAUUAGCACGUUCUCCACCAGGCUAAAGAAAUUGAAAACUUUAGAUCUGCGUAGCUGUAGUGUGAGUGACCAUGGAAUCAAGGCUAUUGCAACAGGUCUUCAUGAUCUAGAGUCUCUGACAUUGUCCAGUCAUCCAAAGCUUACUGAUGUAGGAGUUAAAGACAUUGCCAGAAAUCUUAAGUCCCUGACUAGUUUAGACCUGAUGUCCUGUGGAAAACUGACAGAUGAUGCAGUAGAAGUGAUUGCAAAGGAAAUGUCUCAACUUGUCAGCCUAAACCUCUCAUACUGUCACCGGAUCUCAGAUAAAGGUGCAGUGAUAAUAGGCAAACUUCUCAAACAGCUGCAGCAUUUAAUACUAGAUAGCACUAAUAUAUUAGAUGUAGGAUUCGUAGUUAUUUGCGAACAAAUUAAAAGCCUAAGGACUUUGGGUGUCGGGAAUUGCCCAUUAACUAAUAAAGGAUUAACGGAUGGUGCAAUGUUUCUGAAAAACUUAGAGGAGCUUGAUAUUGGGUCUGUUAAUAUUACAGAUGAAGGAAUACAUGAAGCAGUUAAAUACUUGGGUGGACUAACUGAAAUAACACUCACACUUUGUCAAUCGGUAACUGUGGUAGGGUUAGAGUAUAUUCUAACAGGGCUUCCAAAUUUGACUCAUUUAGGAAUAGAACAGUGUGCCCUAAUAACAGAGUCAUCAGUUAGACAUCUACGGAAUAAUAGAAGUGCUACGAUUAGUGUAUUUGAUCAUGAAUGAAUCUGCUCUCUGCUUAAUACCUUACUACUCUUUGUAGUGCCAUUUUGUUGAGUCUUGUAUUUAUGGAUAUUAGAGUACAUACCAUAUAUCCAUGAAAAAGUUAGCUAAAAAAAUUGUACAAACUAGUGCAAAGUUGUGUAGGUCUAUGGUCUACUGAGGUCCUACUGGACUUACUUUAAAUUUGUACAAUUUCUCACAAACUUUUUCACUGAUAUAUGGUAUGCACUUUAACCAUUAGGCUAGAAUAGUAGUCAAUUAAUUUAGAAUGAGAAAUGAUGCUAAACAUAUUUAGAUGGGGAAUAAGUGUAUAAUUCAAUAAAUUAUAAUAUAAUAAAUCAACAAAAAAUUGUGAAAUAAUAUUAGAAAAAUAUAAACUUUUAAACAGACAUUAUUACUUUGACAAUGUCAUAUUUAGUGGUAAAUAUAUUUUGUACCAUUAAGUACUAUUAAGUCUUGUGUCUGCAAGUUAUGAAUUGAUUUAAGAUUUAAAGUAAAGCGUGAGAAAUAAACAUUAGAUCUGUAAGAAGGUUUACCUGUUACACUUAACUCUAGUGUAUAUGGUUUAACAUGUUAUGGUAUGUUCUUUUUUACCAUAUACCUUGUACAGGGCUUACCACCAUUUGCAUUGCUACGUGGCCUCCCCAGACAAAAAUUGCGACGUGCAAUUUGGAAUAGACUGCCGUCAAUCAAACACGUUGACAUCAUUUACACGCAUGUGAUUCAAAAAGGCGCCAGAGCUUGUCGAUUGUUUACAAGUAUUAUGAGCCUCACUCACCAGGCCUAUCCGGGCCACAAAUGAGGUAUGACGGAGAGCUAAAACUAAUUUGCCCAAUGAUUUCGACCUGACCAGCAAUUUUAAGCCCUGCUUCUGUGAUCAAAUUGUGAACAUGUUAUGAAAAAGACACAUUUUUCACUUUCAAAACUGCAGAAAAUGUUUAUUUUUUCUUUUCA